AUGGCGUAAAUAGUUGUACACUUAACCCAUGGUAAAUCGGCCCAAUCCAUAAGGAAGAGGGUAUUAGCGUCUUUUCCAAAGCUAGGGUUGUUUAGUUUAUGAUUCAUAAUUUCUCAACUUUGAAGUCUGAGCGUGCCGACUGUGAUUACUCGGGAGGAAAUCGCAGCGUAACCAACAAUGCCUAAGCAAAUCAAUGAGAUUAAAGACUUCCUCCUCACAGCCCGGAGGAAGGAUGCGCGCUCUGUGAAAAUUAAGAGAAGCAAAGAUGUUGUCAAAUUCAAGGUUCGAUGCUCCAAGUAUCUUUACACCCUUUGCGUGUUUGAUACUGAGAAAGCUGAUAAGUUGAAGCAGUCACUUCCUCCAGGUUUGAAUGUACAAGACCUGUAAUUCUAUCCAGCUUAACGUGUUCCGAAGAUCAAGUUUUGCUAUGGAAUAGUGCUUUCAUAUAUUCUUGUCCUUUUGUUUUGUUGUUGAUUACUUGCUUAUGAUUCUUAUUAUGAAUGUUCCAACUCUGUUUUAUUGUCUUAAUGCAGUUUUCCAAUCAUUUAUUCAA
Molecule: messenger RNA, 553 nt
Organism: Lathyrus oleraceus (garden pea)
Lineage: Eukaryota; Viridiplantae; Streptophyta; Magnoliopsida; Fabales; Fabaceae
Product: 60S ribosomal protein L38
Exons: 3
Coding region: 178-387 (69 amino acids)
Biological process (GO): protein-RNA complex assembly; translation
Cellular component (GO): cytosolic large ribosomal subunit; ribosome
Molecular function (GO): structural constituent of ribosome
Source: RefSeq, a predicted model, not a curated record